CUUGCCGUGUCUUUUCUGGGGCGGCUGAGACUUUUCAGUGUGUGUAUGUAUGUGUGUGUGUGUAGAUGUGCGAAUGGGUGUCUGUGUGCUGGAAAGUGGGAGCGGCGGUAAUAAGGUGCGUGUGAAGCCGCCCUGUCCCGGGCGGAGACGGAGUUUCUCGAAACUACAAGCAAUUCAUAGAGAAUACUGCAGACCUUCAAUGUGAAACCAACACUUCUGCUUGAUAUACAUAUUUUAGUACAAAUUUUGUUUUUUACUUUUAAAAGAUGAACCUUUUCCAGAAUAUGAAAACUUGGAAAUAAUCACUGUUCUCUUUUUUUCUCAUCAUUGUUAAAUGAUAGAAGAAUUCCUGAAAACAGAAUAACAUUAUUCAAGGCAGUACUUAUGACCUGAGACACUAAUUAUCUUUAAAAAAACUGACACAUAUUAACAUUUAUUGUAACUAUUUAUAUACUGAAUUGUGAAGUGCACUAUUUCUAAGUGGGGUGAUUUCAUAUUACUCUCUCCAUGCACAAAACCAACUCUACAGUUGUCUCAAAAGCAAAAUGAAGAUUUUCUGUGAAAAAAUAUUGUAUAUUUCUGUUUCUGAAGUGAACAAUUUUAUAAUGAUGUAAGCAACUCCCAAUAUCUGGAUGUGGUGCUAAAGACAACUCAUUUUUGACACCAGCUGUACAAAGAGGACCUUUCCUUAAAAUAAUUUUUAGCCAAAUUUAUACUUGCCAGCAUGCACAGAAUGAAAAGGAGAGUGAAGUUGAUUUAGACAAGAGGAUUUUCCUUGAACCAUAGAAGGAAAAUGUGAGAUUCAACUUGCAACAGUUCAGAAAAAAUUUUUUUGUCUGUAUGUUGAACAGGUCUUGGUGGAUUUAAAUCAACUCAGAUGUCCUCAAACGAACCUUCUCCUCCAUCUUUACAGAAGUUUUCUCCAUCUGUGUCUCAUGCUACUGCUCCACCUACACCAUCUUUAUCCUCAAGUCCACAAUCUGGACUCUCAGGCCGACUUUCCAAUGGCAGCUUCAGCACACAAAGCCUCACCAACUCCAGAGGAUCUGUACAUGGAAUCUCUUUUUUGCUGCAGAUUGGUCUCACUCGAGAAACUGUUACAAUUGAUGCUCAAGAUCUCUCCCUAUCUGUUGUUAAAGACCUAGUGUGCUCUGUAGUUUAUCAAAAGUUCCCAGAGUGUGGGUUUUUUGGCAUGUAUGAUAAAAUUCUCCUAUUUCGCCAUGAUCUGAACUCAGAAAAUAUUUUACAGCGCAUUACGUCAGCAGAAGAGAUAAGGGAAGGUGAUCUUGUUGAGGUUGUUCUGUCUGCAUUAGCUACAGUUGAGGAUUUCCAGAUUCGACCUCACAUGCUUUACGUUCAUUCCUAUAAGGCCCCUACUUUUUGUGACUAUUGUGGAGAGAUGCUUUGGGGCUUGGUACGGCAAGGACUGAAAUGUGAAGGGUGUGGAUUAAAUUAUCACAAGCGAUGUGCUUUUAAAAUUCCAAAUAACUGCAGUGGGGUAAGAAAGAGACGGCUAUCUAAUGUGUCUUUACCAGGAGCUGCACUUUCUGUCCCAAGAUCUGUACAAACUGAUUCUACGUCCAUAGAAGAGCGUUGUCAUCCAGAACCUAGUAAAAGGAUUCCUUCGUGGAGUGGGCGUCCAAUAUGGAUGGAAAAAAUGGUUCUUUGUCGUGUGAAAGUCCCACAUACCUUUGCUGUUCAUUCUUAUGGUCGACCCACCAUAUGUCAGUACUGCAAGCGAUUGCUUAAAGGUCUUUUUCGACAAGGAAUGCAAUGUAAAGAUUGCAGAUUUAAUUGUCAUAAACGCUGUGCCUCUAAAGUACCUAAAGAUUGUCUUGGAGAAGUAGUCUUCAAUGGAGAAGAACCAGCUAGCCCAGGCCAAGAUACUGAUAUGCCAAUGGAGGUUGAUAGCAGUGAAAUGAAUAGUGAUGUUGGGAAAGGAUUGGAUGAUGUGGAAGAACCAUCUCCUCCAGAAGACAAAAUGUUUUUUAUGGAUCCAGCAGAUCUUGAUGGAGACAAAGAUGAAGAGGCUGUAAAAACUAUCAGCCCAUCCACAAGCAAUAACAUUCCAUUAAUGAGAGUUGUACAGUCGGUCAAACACACAAAGAGGAAGAGCAGUACAAUGGUAAAAGAAGGAUGGAUGGUUCACUACACAAGUCGAGACAAUCUGAGAAAAAGGCAUUACUGGAGAUUAGACAGUAAAUGUCUUACGCUAUUUCAAAAUGAAUCUGGGACAAAAUAUUACAAGGAGAUUCCACUUUCUGAAAUUCUUCAGGUAACUCAGCCACGGGAUUUCUCAAAUAUGGUGCAAGGCAGCAAUCCUCACUGUUUUGAAAUAAUAACCGACACAAUGGUAUACUUCGUUGGAGAGAACAAUGGCAGCAGUCACCAUAGCCCUGUUUUGGCUGCUACUGGAAUUGGAUUGGAUGUAGCCCAGAGCUGGGAGAAAGCUAUUCGUCAGGCUUUAAUGCCAGUCACACCUGAGACCAGUACUUGCAUUGCUACAGGACAAGGAAAAGAUCACAAAGAAUUAUGUGUCAAUAUUUCUGUUUCAAAUUGCCAGAUCCAAGAAAAUGUGGAUAUAAGUUCAGUGUAUCAGAUCUUUGCUGAUGAGGUCCUUGGUUCUGGUCAGUUUGGAAUUGUGUACGGAGGUAAACAUAGGAAGACAGGAAGGGAUGUGGCAAUUAAAGUCAUUGAUAAAAUGCGAUUCCCUACAAAACAAGAAAGCCAGCUCCGCAACGAAGUGGCCAUUUUGCAGAAUUUGCAUCACCCUGGGAUUGUAAACCUGGAAUGUAUGUUUGAAACUCCUGAAAGGGUUUUUGUUGUGAUGGAAAAACUUCAUGGCGAUAUGUUAGAAAUGAUUCUUUCCAGUGAGAAAAGUCGGCUUCCAGAAAGAAUCACCAAGUUCAUGGUCACUCAGAUACUUGUUGCUUUGAGGAACUUACACUUCAAGAAUAUAGUGCACUGUGAUUUAAAGCCUGAAAAUGUACUAUUAGCAUCAGCAGAACCAUUUCCUCAGGUAAAACUGUGUGAUUUUGGUUUUGCACGCAUUAUUGGGGAAAAGUCCUUUAGGAGGUCUGUAGUAGGAACUCCAGCUUAUCUUGCCCCAGAAGUACUUAGAAGUAAAGGCUACAAUAGAUCGCUGGAUAUGUGGUCUGUGGGUGUCAUCAUCUACGUGAGCUUAAGUGGCACAUUUCCAUUUAAUGAAGAUGAAGACAUAAAUGAUCAGAUCCAAAAUGCAGCAUUCAUGUAUCCACCAAAUCCCUGGAAGGAAAUAUCUAGUGAAGCUACUGAUUUAAUAAAUAAUUUGCUUCAAGUGAAGAUGAGAAAACGUUACAGUGUUGACAAAUCACUUAGUCAUCCUUGGUUACAGGAUUAUCAAACUUGGCUUGAUCUUCGGGAGUUUGAAACUCGCAUUGGAGAACGUUACAUUACCCAUGAGAGUGAUGAUGCUCGCUGGGAAGAACAUGCAUAUGAACACAAUCUUGUAUAUCCCAAACAUUUCAUUAUGGCUCCUAAUCCAGAUGAUAUGGAGGAAGAUCCAUGAUUCAUUGGAAAAAGCAUUUUAACCAAGUUUUGAUACUUUGGAACAAUUGAUGCUUUUGGCUCUUCAGAUGAUUCAGUCUCUAAAACUGUGAAGGCAAGAUCCUGCAUCACUUUGUGGAUGGACAUCUGGGAACCAUUUUUAUCUCUCUAGUUUCUAUGAUUAUGAAUAUCAUCCAAGCACUGAGUUAAAAGCCAUGAAGUAUUUCUGUAAUAUUGCCUUAUUGGUACAUCACAGAGAUGUUACUGACAGCUUAUGUACACAGAGACUUGAUGUAUGGGAAUUUUCUUUUUUUUUUGUAAUUUACACAGUAAUAAUUUUUAAUGUUUUCUAGUAAAUAUUUAGGCAAAGAUAUUAUUUUCUGCUAUUUAGAUAACAUUUAUAAGGAAGCUAUAAAGAACCAUGAACGUAUAUGCCGUGACCAAAAACUAGAAAUAUGCAAAACUUUUCAUUCUGAAAUGUCUUGAGUACAAAACUUCAUGAAACUUUGCAAAUAUCCUUUUCAAGUGCGAAAUUAUUGUUUUGAAUGGGAAACAGGUAAUUUUGAAUAUUUUGAAUGUGUUUUGAGCAGUUUCAUGCUGUUGAAAGAAAAUCUGUUGCAUGCCUCUCCCAAAAACACUUGAUUAAAAAAAAAAUCCCUUUAACUGAUUAUUUGUAAGUGAACUGCAUAUACUUUGGAAAUGUAAAGAUGAUGGGAACCAAUAAUGCUGUUCAGACCAUUUAAGAUCUGAACACAGAGGCAUAUAAUUUAGUAAGACAGUUUGUUAAGCUAUGGGAAUGCAGAACAGUAAUAGUACCUGAAUACAAUACACACUGUACAAGUUACUGCAAGUGCAACAGGAACUUAAGUUGAAGUUCUGACAAUGUGUUCUCAUCUCUGCGGAUAGUUUUUUUUUUAAGUUGCAAGAUUCAUUGACCAUUUUAUUACCUAGGCCAGUGAUGGCGAACCUUUUAGAGACCGAGUGCCCAAACUGCAGCUCAAAACUCACUUAUGCAUCGUUGGGUGCCGGGUGGGUGUGGCCUAUUGGCUGGGUGUGGCCCAUUGGGUGGG
This is a messenger RNA of Crotalus tigris (Tiger rattlesnake), 4595 nucleotides long. It is a transcript of the gene PRKD3, whose product is annotated as protein kinase D3. Bases 878 to 3547 code for a protein of 889 amino acids. Gene Ontology annotation, biological process: protein phosphorylation. The transcript has 19 exons. Gene Ontology annotation, molecular function: protein serine/threonine kinase activity; ATP binding. The record is from RefSeq and is a predicted model, not a curated record. Lineage: Eukaryota; Metazoa; Chordata; Lepidosauria; Squamata; Viperidae.